This is a messenger RNA of Brachypodium distachyon (stiff brome), 1472 nucleotides long. RefSeq lists its product as uncharacterized. The transcript has a single exon. NCBI's taxonomy places the organism in Eukaryota, Viridiplantae, Streptophyta, Magnoliopsida, Poales, Poaceae. Bases 185 to 1306 code for a protein of 373 amino acids. The record is from RefSeq and is a predicted model, not a curated record.
UCUCCGAUUCCGUCCCGGCCGGAAAAACAGUUCUAGUCACGUCCGAACUCGGUUUCCGAUAUCUUUGCUUUGGUCCAUGCCAGCCCAUCUAUAUAAGUGCCGACCAGCAGCUAGCGGCGGUAUCACGAACAAGCACAACUCGCGAACGCGACGAAUUAAUUGCUAGCUUGAUCGAUCAAGAGCCAUGGCAACAGCGCCGAGCGAUCCCGCGAAGAAGAAAUUCAUCUCCAGGCACGGCUUUGCGCUGACGGCGGCGCUCAUCUUCCUCGUGCUGCUGUUUGUCGCCGGCUCAAUCGGCACGCUUCAUGACCACCACAAGAACGACCCGAACCAUCCGCGUACAGUAUCACGCAAGAUUUUGAUCAGCAUCGAGAGCACGACGGACGACGAACCACCGAGCCGCCGGCCGACGACAACAGGCGGCGGCAGCAACAACAACAACCCGCUGCCGAGAGGAAUCGUGCAGCGAACGUCGAACCUCGAAAUGGAGUCCAUGGUCGGAAACCCCAAAGAACGACGACAAGAGAAGAACCAAGCGCCGUCGAAGAGCCUGCUGGCGAUCCCCGUGGGGAUCAAGAAGAAGGCGGCCGUGGACAAGCUGGUCUCCAAGUUCCCCGCCGACCGCUUCACGGUGAUGCUGUUCCACUACGACGGGGCGCUGGAGCAGUGGGGCGACCUGGAGUGGUCGGCCCGCGCCGUGCACGUGGCAGCCCCGGGCCAGACCAAGUGGUGGUUCGCCAAGCGGUUCCUGCACCCGGACGUCGUGGCGGAGUACGACUACGUCUUCCUCUGGGACGAGGACGUCGAACUGGACGCCUUCGACCCCGUGAGGUACCUGGAGAUCGUCCGUAAACAAGGGCUGGAGGUGUCGCAGCCGGCGCUGGACCGGCGGUCCGAGAUCCACCACGCCCACACGGCCCGCCGGCUCGCGCGGCCCAGCCGGCCCGACGGGGCCGAGGCCCACGGGGCGGAGUGGGUGGAGGGGAUGGUGCCGGUCUUCUCCCGGGGCGCGUGGCGCUGCGCGUGGGGCAUGGUCCAGAACGACCUCGUGCACGGCUGGGGGCUCGACUACAAGCUCGGGUACUGCGCCGGGGGUGACCGGACGGCGACGAAGGUUGGUGUGGUUGAUAGUGAGUAUGUUCUGCACAGGGGCGUGCCGACGCUUGGUCAGGGCGGCGGCAACCGGGUCGCCGUGAGGCGGAGGUCGUUUGUGGAGAUGCAGAUGUUCGACAGGAGGUGGGAGGAGGCCGUCGCCGAGGAUGGGUCCUGGACCGACCCUUAUGCUCAGCCGGCGACCGCAAGAUGAGGUGAUUGGCUGACUCCAGAUGAAGCGACCAGCAGCUUAGCUAGCCUUCUCGAUUAUAUUGACCUUAAUUGUAUAGAUGAUAUUAGUAGCUAAGGUUCAUAGCAACUCCAUUUUGAUGAUGUACAUAAUACUAUUGCGAAGUCAGAUCGAUGAUGUAGUUAUUGAA